Molecule: messenger RNA, 1368 nt
Organism: Uncinocarpus reesii 1704
Lineage: Eukaryota; Fungi; Ascomycota; Eurotiomycetes; Onygenales; Onygenaceae
Exons: 4
Coding region: 1-1368 (455 amino acids)
Source: RefSeq, a predicted model, not a curated record
AUGACGCUCGAGCGAACGCCGACGAACCAGUCGCACCGCAGCAAACGCUCCCAUCACUCGCAUUCCACCUCGCAAUCCCGCCCCCACAGCGCGAUUCACAGGACGAGGACGAACCAGUCUAUCAACGGAAAAGAAACGCCUGACCACCUCCAUGGGCAUUUGAAUCACUUGACGCCCGAACAGGAGCGGGCGCUGGAGGAAUUUAAAGCCAUUUGCACGGAGAAGGAGCUGUAUAGGCCGGCAGAGGAGGGGAAAACGGCGAGUCACGAUGAUGCUACGCUAUUACGGUAUCUACGCGCUCGCAAAUUUGAGGUGAAGGGGGCAUUGGAUCAGUUCCAGACGACGGAAGAAUGGCGGAAAGUAAAUCAACUUGAUACGUUGUACGAGAAGUUCGAUGUUGAUUCGUACGAAGAGGCGCGGCGGGUGUAUCCCCAGUGGACAGGCCGCCGCGACCGACGAGGCAUACCCGUUUACGUCUUCGUGAUCAAACAUCUCAACAGCAAAAACAUGGCUGCGUACUCGUCUGGCGCCGCCUCGACCGCUACGUCAUCAACGCAUGCUUCGUCCACUGUAUCUCCGAAACUCUUGCGUCUCUUUGCACUCUAUGAGAAUAUGACUCGAUUUGUGGUGCCACUGAGCUCCUCGCUCCCGCGGCCUAACCCAGAAACACCGAUUUCCAGCACGACGAAUAUCGUGGAUAUUUCAGGAGUUGGGCUCAAACAGUUUUGGAAUCUAAAAGGACACAUGCAGGACGCGAGUGUUUUGGCGACGGCGCAUUACCCUGAGACAUUGGAUAGAAUUUUUAUCAUCGGUGCGCCUUCCUUCUUCCCGACCGUCUGGGGAUGGAUUAAACGCUGGUUCGAUCCCGUCACUACAUCAAAGAUUUUCAUUCUCUCCGCUUCUGAAGUAAAAUCGACUCUUACUUCGUUUAUGGACCCAUCCAGCUUCCCUAAGCAAUACGGCGGUGAGCUCGAAUGGGAAUGGGGCGACAUGCCCAGCCUCGAUGAACCUGCCCGAGAGCUUGUAGGUGUCUUGGAACAGUUAGGUCCAAAGGGAGACGGUGAUAUCGGCCAGGAGGAAUUGAGCAAGACGAACGAGGAGAGGAAAAAGAACUUUAUCAAAGGGCCGGUCGCAUGGUUAAAAGAUCGGAUUGAAAUCUUCGGUAGCAUCGGCGGCCAGGAUCGCAGGAGAACAAUCCCUGUUGAGAGGACACAAGACGCAGCAGGGCACAGCGAGCCGGAUCAUGCUGAUGCCGAAAUCGUUGAAACUAACGGUGAUAUCGAAAAAUCGCCCACACCCGUGGCCGAGCCUGAAGAGAAACCUGCCGUAUCGUCACAGAACCAACUCAAUGGAGAGACUGUGGCUUGA